CAAGGGAAGGAGGUCUGUGUACCCGCAGCCCCCAGCAAUAUACGAAACGAACGACACGUUGAACGCGGCGCAGUUGCAAAACACGACACAACAGGUGCUCCACCACAUCGGAGACUGGGUGUUAUAUCGCUCAUCGGUCGAUUGCGAUUGCAGUGGUGACGAACAUCUGUACCGCUGUACACAUACGCAUAUACGUAUACAUACACUCACGUACACGAACCUGCACACGCGGUUAACUAGGAUACGAUGAUGUCGAGUAUGCCUUCAAUUCAGCUCGCGCCGCCCCCGGGGAGUGCAGGCAGUGGGUCCAUUGCGACGAGUGAGGAUGGGACACAAGCGAGUCAGGAUCCUUGUUGUCAUGGGUGUAGAGGGGUCAUCGAAGAAGGCUCCGUUGUCGCUUUCGGAGAAAACAUCUGGCACGUUGAAUGCUUCCGCUGCGCAAAAUGCAACUCCCUCGUCGACCACGACUCCAACCUCCUCCUCCUCGCCGACGGCUCCCCCAUCUGCGAAAACUGCUCAUACAACUGCCGUGCCUGCAACAAACGUAUCGAUGACCUCGCCAUCAUGACUGGUGACGAAUCCUACCAUUCGGAGUGUUUUAGGUGUCGGCUGUGUAAGAGCAAGAUCGAGGAUUUGGUUUUUGCGAAGACAAGUAGUGGGAUUUAUUGUAUUUCGUGUCAUAACGAGCGAAUGGCGCGGUCGCGGAAACAUCGGACGAGGGAUAAAGACGGGACUCGAGCAUCUGGUCUACCACGCGAUAAGACACUGCCGGAAAUCCCCCCCCAUCUCGCCUCAAGCCAGUCGACGAUGCAAUUAAGCGAGAUCGCUCGCGCUCGGAGUCCCAUUCCGCCUAUGUCUUCGCCGGGGUUGAGCGAUAUCCGCACACCUAGCCCGGCGAAUGCGGAGGUUACGCUUGCGCCGCCGCCGACGGAGGUGAGUAAAGCGACGAAACGACAGUCGAGGUUGUUUACGGCGGAUAUGGAUGCGUUGUCGGCUUUUAUGCCGCCGCCUUCCCCAACGAGGAGGGCGCCUACGCCUAGUGAAGCUGCUGCGGCGGCUGCUGCGAAUAGGAAUGGGACGAGUGAUUUUAUCCCGAUCAUGUUUGAUGAGAAGCCGAUGAAGACAAGUAAUACCAUCGCGACGGGGUUGGGGAUGGGUGGUAUGGGUGGAGGUGGACAAUUCAAUACGUGGUCCCCGAAGCAGGGAAGACCGGCCGAAUUACGGCAGAUGGAAGAACAGUACGACAACGCCAACGCCAACAACGGUACGCCCGGGGUCAGUAUGAGCUCGUUACCGUUUAGGGCGCCUAGUGGGUUGGGAAAGACGAGUGCGCUACCGGAAAAGAAGGGUGGGUUCUUGAGUCGGAAACUGAGUUUGGUGAGGAAGAACUCGUUACCCGACGAUCAACUCGCGCUACCCAACAAUGAGGGUGAGAAGCAUUCUCCGCCCUCGAGUCGGCGAAAGUCGUUGAAGGGCUUCGGUGGGUUCAGUGGGUUGAAGAGGACUACGACUUUACAGGAUUUGGGGAACUUGGGGCAGGAUAAUACCGCGAUCCCUGAGAGUCCGAGAGGGAUGCCGAGACAGGCGAGUGCUAGCCCGCUUGUGCCGAGUCCGAGUAUGCAGACGAUUGGUGGCUCUUCGCCGGUUCCGCCAUUACCGCCUACUCCUUCGUCGGCGAGGUUCGCUACGGUGAGCGGUGGCAAGAUCGUUGCGGCUGGCGAUAACGGCAAUAAUGCACCCCAGUUCUCGGAACCGAAUUACGGAGCGUUUAAUGCGAGUCAGUCGAGUUUGGGGGUGGUGAGCCAGGGACAGGGGGCGCCGAGUGAUGUUGGGAGUGCUGCUGCUUCGGUCUUUGCGCCGUCGAGGAAGAGUUCGUAUGGAUCUGUGUUAUCACAACCAGCUCCGGUUGCUCCGGCUGCGCCGUCACCGACGUCGGUGGGUAGCAAACCGAGGUUGGAGGCGAGCAGGAAGAGUUCGAGUACGUCGGUAUUGAGCGUACAGGAGUCGUUUGUUGAUUUGCCGGAGAUUGGGGCGUUGAGUAUGGAUGAUGAUGUCGCGAAGUUGAUGGCGAAGCAUGAGAGUGGGACGUCGACCACCACCAUCACCCGGUUGAGUCAGGCCCUGAAGCAUGGGCGGAGUCUAUCCGACCUCUCGGGUACGAAAUCGGUUAAACUUGGACGCGAAUCGAGUAGGAGUCCCAAGGCGGCGGGAGGAUGGGGGAGGAGGGCGUCGAUUACGAGCAGUCCCAGGUUGGAUGAGGUUGCGGAGGAAGAUGAUGAGAAGAAAGCAUUGAGAAGGGAGUUGAGGAACUCGAGUCAGAGGAUUGUAGAGCUGGAGAGUAAAGUGCUCGAGGAUGGGAAGAAACCGACAGAAGAGGAAGUCGAAGUCAAUAUCCAAGAAAAGAGGAAUACGCUCGUUGAUCUCGAGGCGAAGCGAGAGAUUAGGUUGGCGGAGUUAAGGGCGUUAAUGAAGGAACGUACUGAAACGGAUGCGGAGAUGAUGAAAGCGAAUAUCAUUGCGGAGUUGACGGACUCGCUGGACGAGCUGAAGGCUUCCUUUGAGGAGCAGAUUGAGGAUUUGAUCAACCAGCGCAAUAAGCUGUUUGAUGAGAAUACUCGUUUGCAGAUGUUGCGUACGCAAGCGAUCGAAGAGGCUCAUCAUCUUAACCAAAAGAAUAUCGAGCUUACGGAUUUGAACAAUGAGCUCAUGCAGGAGAUUCAGAGUAAAGUCAAGACGCACGGACAUGGGAAGAGUCCCAAUGUCGGUGCGGGACAGAGUGGAGGGUUUGGGUUGUUUGGAAGGGGUCAGAAGGAGAAGGAGAAACAGAUGAACUACAACCACAGUCAGGCGAGUUUGGCAAGUAGUGCGACUGCUGUACCUACGCUGCCGAUGUCUGAGACGACGCAGACGAUCAGUACGAUUCUUACGAGUGACCCUGCGGUUGUAGUGGCGGAUAGGAAGCUCACGACUGCGGGAACCUUGGACGAGGGCGAAGUCGUGAUGGAACCCGCUACGGUUGUGGAUCCACAUAAUCAGGAGUUUACACCGCCUCCCAAGAAGUUCAACUGGAAGAAGGGUGCGAAGGGUGCGGUAAAGGGUUUCAACAAGUUCUGGGCUUCGGAGAACUCUGGGAUGCCUGCGGGUGGGACCGGUAUGACGAUGUCCCAGUCAGCACCGAACGGGUUGAAUAUCAUGAACCUCCCUCGCAGCAUCACCAUGAACAACCUCAGUGCGAUGGCGAAAUCGCACUCCUUUCAGCCUAGCAAGUUCGCUCGCUCGGCAAAGUGUGAUCAUUGCUCUGACAAGCUUCGUGGAUCGGAGUUGCGGUGUGUUGCGUGUGGAUUCCAGUGUCAUACGAAGUGUCUGCCGGAUAUUGCGGUGAGCUGUAUGGGCAGUGGCAUCCCCGAACAUGACGGUGCGAGUGUGGGUGAGUCCGAGCAGAAAUCGGAUACAUUAUUCGGCGGUGAUCUGGGCAAACAAGCCGAGCUCGAAGGCCGGCCGAUUCCGCAUAUUGUCACCUGCUGUAUCGACGAAGUCGAAAAACGCGGUAUGGACUUCGAAGGAAUCUACCGAAAGUCGGGAGGCGCCAGCCAAAUGCGAACAAUCCAAGAGAUGUUCGAAGCCGCCUCUGCCCAAGCCGGCGAAGUUGACCUCUCCGAAGCCGGGGACAUUUGCGGCGUCACCAGCGUCCUGAAACAAUACUUCCGCCACCUCUCCACCCCACUCAUGACCUACGACCUCUACCACCAUCUCCUCGACGCCGUUUCUUCCUCCCACGACUCCGAUUCCGACCGCCUCUCCGCUAUCCGCUCCGUCCUCACAUCCAUGCCUGAGACGCAUUAUCUCUGCUUGAGGUACCUCAUGCUGCAUCUGGGUAGAGUCGCGGGAAUGGCGGGUACGAAUUUGAUGCAUGCGAAGAACCUGGCGGUUGUGUUUAGCCCGACGUUGAUGAGGGACCGGACGGGGGUUAGGGAGAUUACGGAUAUGCAGGGAAAGAGUAAGUUGAUGCAGUUGUUGAUUGAGCAUGCGGAGGUUGUGUUUGCGGAGUAAGGGACAUUGAGGUAGAGGGGAGUGAGGGGAUGGUGGUGGUUGCAAAUGGAAUGUAAGGGUGGAUAUACCCGAUUGGACACUGGAUGUUCUAUAUCAUAUUGUUUGUUUUUCUUGGGAGUGAAGAGGAGUUGCAGCUGGCAAUCAAGGGACAAAGCUUAUGCUUAGGUAUAACCCCUAUAUCCGUAUCGAGAUCAUCAGACAAAUAUUAGAAGACAAUUCGGUGAUACCUAUGCC
Saitoella complicata NRRL Y-17804 is the source of this 4284-nucleotide messenger RNA. Its product is annotated as RhoGAP-domain-containing protein. Lineage: Eukaryota; Fungi; Ascomycota; Saitoellomycetes; Saitoellales; Saitoellaceae. Gene Ontology annotation, biological process: regulation of GTPase activity; signal transduction. Gene Ontology annotation, cellular component: cytoplasm. The record is from RefSeq and is a predicted model, not a curated record. Bases 247 to 4050 code for a protein of 1267 amino acids. The transcript has 2 exons.